Molecule: messenger RNA, 2963 nt
Organism: Thrips palmi
Lineage: Eukaryota; Metazoa; Arthropoda; Insecta; Thysanoptera; Thripidae
Product: dolichyl-diphosphooligosaccharide--protein glycosyltransferase subunit 1
Exons: 5
Coding region: 131-1960 (609 amino acids)
Cellular component (GO): oligosaccharyltransferase complex; membrane
Source: RefSeq, a predicted model, not a curated record
CGGUGCGAGUUGGCACGUCGGUCUGCUUUUUCAGUGUCGUCGUCUUCAGCCGGCUUGUUUGCUUCUGCCGAGGUGGCGACGGCGACACGUCCAGAGUCGCGAAUUUCAGUGUGCUGCGUGUGGCUUUAAAAUGACGGGGCUUCGCGUCGCGCUGGUCGCGCUGGUGUUUUUGUGCGGUUCGUCGCUGGCCGCACCCGACGUGAUCAGCCCUUCACUGCGGGUGAAGCAGGCUGACAGGUUAGUCGACCUGGCAUCGCAACUUGUCAAGAUCAACACUCAGAUGGUGUUUGAGAACACGGGCGCCGAGGCGGCUCGCUAUGUGAUCCUGGUCGUGGACGAGGCCCACACGGCCUCCAUGGCCUACAUCAACGCCAUCCUGGUGGAGCCCAACAAGGGGGGCGUCAAGCCCAUGAAGCUGGUGGAGACCACCGUCAAGGGCCAGGAGAGGAGCGGCCACCGCUUCUACCGCGUCGACCUCAAGACCCCUCUGAGCACCGGCAAGACGGUAACCAUCACCCUGGAGACCAUCCACAGCCACCUGCUGGAGCCGUUCCCCAAGGAGAUCUCCCAGAAGGAGAAGCAGCUCAUCAAGUACACUGGCAGCCACUACAUCUUCAGCCCGUACCUUGUCGUCAAGCAGAAGACAACAGUCAACCUGAGCGCACGCAAUGUGGAGAGCUACACCAAGCUGAAGCCCGUCAGCCAGGCUGACCAGUCCCUCAACUACGGCCCAUAUGAAAACAUCCCAGCCUUCAGCCAUGAUGCUAUGGUCAUUCAUUGCGAGAACAACACCCCAUUCCUUACAGUCCGCAACUUGCAGCGAGCAAUUGAAGUGUCUCACUGGGGUAACAUUGCCAUUGAAGAGACCGUCGAUUUGGAGCACACUGGAGCCAUUUUGAAAGGCUCAUUCUCCCGCUUCGAGUUCCAACGAGAGAGUGGCAGUGGAUUGUCAAGUGUCAAAAGCUUCAAGACCAUUCUCCCCGCAUCUGCCACUGAUGCUUACUACCGGGAUGAUAUUGGAAACAUUUCUACCUCCAACAUGAGAGUCAUGAGUGAUGCUGUUGAGUUAAAUUUACGUCCCAGGUUCCCUCUCUUUGGAGGAUGGAAAACUCACUAUGUUAUUGGCUACAAUGUGCCUAGCUACGAGUACUUGUACAACUCUGGUGACAAUUAUAUCCUUAAGAUUCGUUUUAUUGAUCACAUCUUUGAUGAUAUGAUUGUAGAUGAUGCUGUUACCAGAAUUAUUCUUCCUGAGGGUUGCACAAACAUUAAGCUUAAGGCUCCAUACGCCAUCAAUCGUCUUCCUGAUACUCUUCAUUUUACUUACCUGGACACCAAGGGCCGCCCUGUUGUUGUUCUGCACAAAACCAACCUCAUUGAGCAUCACAUCCAGGAUGUGGAGAUUAGCUACACUUUCCCACGGCUGUUGAUGUUGCAAGAACCUCUUCUUUUGAUAAUUGCCCUGUUCCUCCUAUUUGUUCUUGUCAUCAUCUACGUCCGCCUGGAUUUCUCUAUCAACAAGGACGAAGCCAGUGAAAACAGACUUCGCAUUGCUGGUCUGGUGGACAAGGUUCUGAGCCACCAACUUAAGAGGAUGACUGCCUAUGAUGCUUAUGACGACCAACUGAACAAGCUCAGGCAAAUUAAAGAUCUAAACAGCUUUAAUUCAUCAUUAAAAUCUGUUACAAGUGACCUAAAAGCUGAGACUCAAGCUAUUGCUGAUCACCAAACAAAGUUGAAAUCUGAUGGUCCUGAACUUGCUGAAAAAGUUUCUGAGCUUCAGAAAUUAGACAAGGCAUUAAAGGAGGUUUUGGCACAGCAGCAGGCUUUGUAUGUAGAGAAACUUGUUCCAGGCAAAAUCAAUCGAACAGCUUUCCUGGAAGUUGAUGGGCCAUUGGUGAAGAAGAAGUCUGACAUUAGGGAAAAGAUCUCAGUUGUUGUUAAAAGCCUUCAACACUAAUUAUGCAAAGACUGAGUAUUUAAUUUGAGUCUAAGGUCUGCUUUUGAGGUCCCUCUGUAAUAGUUCUCCUGAUGUCUAGCAUUUAAUGAUAGAUCAAGAACAAUUUAUUGUGAUACUAUGUGUGUUGUGUGACACACAGAAGCAAUUGUCAUGUUUGGAAAGGAGUUGUAUUAAAUAUUAGUCAAUGUUUUGCAUUCCUUUCUUAUGUAUAAUAACACGCUCUAUGUAAAGUUUUUCUACCUGUUAAAUUUGCAUGUAUUCAGGCCUGAUUAUAUGCUUAAGUUCUAGAAAGCCAUCUGCCUUGUCACCAGCUAUCUUUUCCCAAUUAGUAUUUUCCAGAUGAGAAACUUUAGCUUUGUAGUCUCAUGGUGUCUAAACUAAAAAUCUUCUUUUGGUGACAAGGUUAGUUGGGUAAGCUUUACUAGGUAUGAAACUGUAACACUUAGUCUCACCUAAUCACGCAAAUUGCAAUUUUUUACACAGAGUUUGGGAUGCUCUUUUUUUCUUUUUACAAAUGACCAGUGCGGUUUGAUUGUGAGAUGCCUCAUAGAGUUGUAAGAACUUACAUAUUCAUUGCUUGUAAUUUUGAAAUCUUGCACUGAACGGACUGUAACUUUAUUACCAUCUUGGCUUUUUAAAAAUGUGAUUAUGGAAAUGAGCAUCACAGGUGCAAUUGUGUACUGUGUAUUCUUGCACUAAACCUUACAAGCAAAUUCCUUUAAUAAUACCAACUUAUUGUGACUGAAUUUAUGAAUCUUGAUAAUCUUGAAACAAGUACCCAACAAGUUUUUUCAAGUCACCUCUCUUAAUUAUAAGCGCUUAGAAUUUCAAUUCUUAAAAAAUGAGCCAGUUUCACUAAGUUUUCUUCUGAAUGAACAAGGGUCACUAUUCUUUUGACUAGAGAGCAAAUAUUCUACAAACUAGCCCGGCAUUACAGUUAUGACCAUGUGUUACUAAAUGUGUAUUGCUGAUUUGACGUUGAAUAAAUAGUACAACCAUUUUA